AUGGCACGAGUCAUGACCGCCCAAAUUCGCCAGUACACAACCCCAAUUGAUACCUCUGUUCCGGACUCCAAACGCAAGUACAUUCCAUCCUCAGGGACGUACCCGCGCGGCUUUCGCGUUUCCGGAACCCAUGUCGGGGUUAAGCCGUCAAAUACUACUUUCCCCGAUCUAGCACUGAUAUCGUCCGAUGAACCAUGCUCGGCGGCGGCGGUUUUCACGACGAAUAGAUUCCAGGCUGCUCCGGUGCAGGUGAGCAAGCAGAUACUUGAAGCGAGAGAGGGUCGCGGGAUCCGUGGUGUUGUUGUUAAUGCCGGCUGCGCGAAUGCUGUGACUGGGAAAGGAGGGUUAGAAGAUGCAAAGUCAAUGAGCGCAAAGGUAGAUGAGUGCAAUGGCCUGAAUUCAACCGGCGGGCAAGGUGACUCGAGCACUUUGGUUAUGAGCACGGGCGUUAUUGGCCAACGGCUCCCCAUCCAGAAAAUCCUUUCCGGAAUCCCUACCGGCUAUUCAAACCUCUCAUCAACCCAUGCCGCCUGGCUGAAAACCGCACGCGCAAUCUGCACAACCGACACGUUCCCCAAACUCGUCUCCCAAACUUUCACCCUUCCCUCCUCGCCAGACCGCACAUACCAUAUAGCCGGCAUGACCAAAGGCGCCGGCAUGAUCCAUCCAAACAUGGCCACCCUCCUCGGUAUCAUCUGCACGGAUGCACCCAUUGCACCAUCGGCCCUUCAGUCCCUCCUAACGCACGCCGUCUCCCGCUCGUUCAACUCCAUCUCCAUCGACGGCGACACCAGCACAAAUGACACCGUGGCACUCUUAGCCAACGGCGCCGCGGGCGGACAGCCCAUCUCCUCCCCCACUUCUCCAGAGUACACCGCCAUGCAAUCCAUCCUAACCGGCUUCGCCCAGUCCCUAGCCCAACUCGUCGUCCGCGACGGCGAGGGAGCCACCAAGUUCGUCACCGUGCGGGUCCAAAACUCCCCAUCUCACUCGGACGCAAAGCUCAUCGCGUCGACAAUCGCCCGGUCCCCACUGGUCAAGACGGCCCUGUACGGCAAGGAUGCUAACUGGGGGCGAAUCCUCUGCGCAGCGGGUUAUACCCAGGGUCUUAGCCCCGGAACCCUCGUCCCGGAGCGCACAAGCGUGAGCUUCAAGCCCGUGGAUGGAAGUGCCGAGUUGAAGUUGGUCGUGAAUGGGGAACCGGAGGUGGUCGAUGAAGAGCGAGCGGCCGCCAUCCUACAAGACGAGGACUUGGAGAUCGUUGUGGACCUUGGUGGUGGAAACCAGGGGGAAGCCGCCAAAGGCGGAGAGGAUGCUUUGUACUGGUUCUGCGAUUUCAGUCACGAAUACGUGACCAUCAAUGGGGAUUAUCGAACGUAG
Molecule: messenger RNA, 1380 nt
Organism: Uncinocarpus reesii 1704
Lineage: Eukaryota; Fungi; Ascomycota; Eurotiomycetes; Onygenales; Onygenaceae
Product: ArgJ family protein
Exons: 2
Coding region: 1-1380 (459 amino acids)
Biological process (GO): L-ornithine biosynthetic process; L-arginine biosynthetic process
Cellular component (GO): mitochondrial matrix
Molecular function (GO): L-glutamate N-acetyltransferase activity, acting on acetyl-L-ornithine as donor; L-glutamate N-acetyltransferase activity, acting on acetyl-CoA as donor
Source: RefSeq, a predicted model, not a curated record